CUAUCCCCACAAGGCCACAAGAGAGACGCCUCGGUUCUCGUGCAUAGCUAUCUCUCUCUAUAACACAUAUCUCUUCUAUAUUAAUGUCUUACACUCUUUCGCAUUACAUUUCAGUGUCUAAUUUUCCAGUCAGUCUAAGUUAAAUCUUCAAUCAGUUCUUGGGAAAACUAAAAAAACUUUAGCAGUAGGCUAGCGCUGUUUCCCAAAGAAAAAAAAAAGUGUUUCACAUUCACCGACGGUAAUGGAUAUGGAUUCUUCUUCUGAGAACUGGCUUGGCUUCUCACUUUCCAAUAUCCACACCAACAACAACAGCAGCAACAACUUGCCUUCUACUAAUUCUUCAGAACUUUGCCUCUUCCAAGCUUUCAACUCCAACCCUAAUAGUGGGGUGGUGAGGCAAACAGAAACUGUAAAAGGUGGUGAUGGUCCGCCAAAGCUUGAGAAUUUCUUGGGUGGAUCUUCUUCUGGCAGUAAUAAUGAAGUGUGCUUGUUCAGUACACCCUCAGCAACUACUACUAAUACUGCUAGUUGUGAAUACGGAUCAGAGCUGAAGAGCAUAGCUGCUAGUUUUCUACGUACAUUUUCUGCUGAUCACAAUGAUGCUAACAAGCUGUUGGCUGUUGUACCGGAGACUCCAACUAAGAAGGCGGUUGAGACCUUCGGACAACGCACCUCUAUUUAUAGAGGUGUUACUAGACAUAGAUGGACAGGAAGAUUUGAAGCUCAUUUGUGGGAUAAUAGUUGUAGAAGAGAAGGACAAAGUAGAAAAGGGAGGCAAGUUUACUUAGGUGGUUAUGAUAAAGAAGAGAAAGCAGCUAGAGCUUAUGAUCUAGCUGCCCUCAAGUAUUGGGGUCCGACCACCACCACUAACUUUCCGGUAUCCAACUAUGAGAAGGAACUUGAAGAAAUGAAGAGCAUGACAAGGCAGGAAUAUGUUGCUUCUCUUAGAAGGAAAAGUAGUGGAUUUUCAAGAGGGGCUUCCAUUUACAGAGGUGUCACCAGACACCACCAACAUGGUAGAUGGCAAGCAAGAAUCGGAAGAGUGGCAGGAAACAAAGAUCUCUAUCUUGGAACUUUUAGCACCCAAGAGGAAGCAGCAGAGGCAUAUGAUAUCGCUGCAAUAAAAUUCAGAGGACUAAAUGCAGUGACUAAUUUUGACAUUAGUCGUUACGACGUUAAAAGUAUUGCUAGUAGCAAUCUCCCUGUUGGAGGGAUGAACAACAAAUCAAAAACCUCAUCAGAGUCUGCAUCCGAAAGUAGUAAAAACGUCGAAGGAAACCGAGCAGACGAUCGCGAUCGUGAUAUUUCCUCUGCUCCUAAUUUCCCCUCACAAACUCCAACUAUGGUAAACUUAGGUUUCGGUUUGCCUAACAAGCAAGGCGCCUCCGACUUAUGGUCAAUCCUUAGAUACACCAAUGAUCAAAACAACACUUGCAAAAAUGUUAGUCCAAAUGCUACGUUCUUUCAGGGUUCGACCGGUGGUACAACUAUGCAUGCACAGGGUACAACACUCUUCAGAAUGGAACCCCCUGCGUCUAACGCCUCUCUAAAUGAAGUCAACAACAGUAAUGUCGUGUUCAAUGAAGAAGGGUACUAUCAGCAGCUACAAAGUGGUGUUUCUAGCACAAUGACUUCAGUUAAUCCUAGUGAAAUAAGUAUGGCUAUAAAUAGCAAUAUUGCUACUACUACUCCUCUUGAUGGCUCAAGUUUUGGUAAUUGGGUUCCACCUUCUCUUCAUUCAUUCCAGUCUACGACAAAGAAUAACCUAGCACCAUUUCAGACCCCAAUUUUUGGCAUAGAAUAAUGGGAAUUUGGAGGGAAAUUAAAGGACAAGAGAAGAAAUGAAGUGGUGUUUACCUUUUUGUGUUUUGAAUGGUUUUUGUCUCUUACCAGAGAAGUGGGUUGGUCAAAAAAUUAAAGUGGCUACUGGUGAAAUAUGCUUUUUGCAUUGGCAAGAAAAAUAGGACGUACAAUCAUUUCAUAGCAACUAAAAGCAGAGAUGGCAGGGUACUAACUUGAAUCUUUUUUUGUUUAGUCGCUCUUUAGUUCUUUACCUUGUAUUUUGCUCUUUGCUUGUUUCACUGGCAUGAUUUAUCUAGUUAUCUAUAACUAGAAAAUCCCUUUUGUUUUGUACAUUCUCAUCGAAUACCGAUUUCAUUUCAAUCAAAAAUAAUUCCCUCA
This is a messenger RNA of Lycium barbarum (goji berry), 2181 nucleotides long. Its product is annotated as AP2-like ethylene-responsive transcription factor AIL5. The record is from RefSeq and is a predicted model, not a curated record. The transcript has 9 exons. Gene Ontology annotation, biological process: regulation of DNA-templated transcription. Gene Ontology annotation, molecular function: DNA binding; DNA-binding transcription factor activity. Lineage: Eukaryota; Viridiplantae; Streptophyta; Magnoliopsida; Solanales; Solanaceae. Bases 242 to 1804 code for a protein of 520 amino acids.